Molecule: messenger RNA, 891 nt
Organism: Paraglomus brasilianum
Lineage: Eukaryota; Fungi; Glomeromycota; Glomeromycetes; Paraglomerales; Paraglomeraceae
Source: the annotation of a GenBank genome assembly
AUGUCUGCAAAAAACCAGGCAGAGUUCGAAAAGCUGUUAUAUAGUUUAUUAGAAAAGAAGCCGCCUGGAACAAGUGCGUCGAGGAUAAAAGAAUUAACAAAGAUCGCACUCAAUAGCCCAAAGGAAUACAAACAAAUCGCUCAUUGUGUGCAGAAAUUCAUUCAUCGCUGUGCAUCAGAAUACAAACUCGGUGGUUUAUACGUCCUCGAUUCGAUAACUCAGGCAGCACACCGACAGAAAACCGACAAUGGGGAUGUACCCACAUGGACGGUAGAGUAUUUGGACAGGUUUGAAAAAGGACUGGAAGACCUGUUUGCUGAUAUUAUGCAAUGUCCUGAAAGAGACAAGGAAAGGGUUAAAAAAGUUCUUGAUAUCUGGAUCAAACGACAUGGAAUUUAUGAAGAUAACCUUUUACAAAGAAUAAAAACUCGUUAUUUUCCCGAAGGUGACAUCAUCGAUGGUGUUAAUGCGCGAGAUCCAAGAUUAAGAAGUGGAAAUGAUGGGAGUACCAUGCUUGGUGCGAAUUCUGGUGCUAAUUCACAGGCUCAACUAAACGGUACUUCGUCUCAAGCACUCGACCAAUCCACCCUCCUCCGAACAUUAACCACGCUAAACUCACUUACGCAAGGCAACCUAAAGAUUCCUUCACUAUUAACUGAUUCUAUCUCCUCCCUCCAGAGUAGUCCAAAUAACAUAGGCACAGGGACAAACGCUGGGCAAGGAUUUAUAGGAGUUAACGGACAUUUAACGCAAGAAGCAAUGCAAGGUGUUUUGCCAGUAUUGCAGGGAACAUUACCACAGCCACCACCGUCGCAAACACAUCCACAAAUGGCAAACACGGCGCAGGGUCAUCAGAUUAACGGUAACCAGAAUCGACAUUGCGAACUAUGA